Molecule: messenger RNA, 448 nt
Organism: Rhagoletis zephyria (snowberry fruit fly)
Lineage: Eukaryota; Metazoa; Arthropoda; Insecta; Diptera; Tephritidae
Product: estradiol 17-beta-dehydrogenase 11-like
Cellular component (GO): lipid droplet
Molecular function (GO): oxidoreductase activity, acting on the CH-OH group of donors, NAD or NADP as acceptor
Source: RefSeq, a predicted model, not a curated record
AUGAUCAAGGAGAAGAAGCUCGACGUGAACAUGGUGCACUCGUACAGGGUGAACCUCGCCAGUCGAGAGGAGAUCUACUCCACCGCCCAAAAGGUGCAGUCAGAGGUGGGCGUGGUGGACGUGCUGGUGAACAAUGCCGGUGUCGUCAGUGGCGCCUACUUUCUCGACACGCUCGACGAGAAAAAUCAGCUGACCUUUGACGUGAACGUGCUCGCCCACUUUGCCACCAUCAAGUGCUUCCUUCCUGAGAUGAUCAAGCAGAAGCGAGGGCACAUUGUGACCACUGCUUCCGUGGCCGGCCACAUUGGCGCCAUUCGAAUGGUCGACUACUGUGCCUCCAAGUUCGCCAACGUUGGCAUGGUGAUGGCACUGCGAAAUGAGCUCGCCCAGGCCAAUCUCGACGCGUACAUUAAGACGACCACUGUCAAGCCGUACCUGAUCACCACGG